GUCCUUCCGGAAAGUGCCGAAAACGUAGCCGGCGCCUGGCGGAUUCCCCGCCGGCCGGCACAGCGCGCCUGCGCACAGGAGUGUAGCUGCCGGUUGGUGGCCGGUGCUCCGCAGUGGGGGAGAGACGGGUGAGAAGCCGGGUCUUAGUAACCUAGACGUUCGCCGCUGCAGUCACAGGUCGGAGGGGAACGGAAAGUACCGAGUGCAGCCAUGUCCGUGGUUGGCAUUGACCUCGGUUUCCUCAACUGCUACAUCGGAGUGGCGCGGAGCGGCGGUAUCGAGACUAUCGCCAAUGAGUACAGCGACCGCUGCACCCCAGCAUGUAUAUCCUUAGGAUCCAAGACCCGGGCCAUCGGGAAUGCAGCAAAGAGCCAGAUUGUCACAAAUGUAAAAAAUACAUUACAUGGCUUCAAAAAACUGCAUGGAAGAGCAUUUGAAGAUCCUUACAUACAAGCUGAAAGGGCCAAACUUCCCUAUGAACUUCAGAAGAUGCCGAAUGGCUCCGUAGGAGUAAAGGUGCGAUACCUAGAUGAAGAGAGACAGUUUGCCAUUGAACAGAUCACAGGAAUGUUGCUGGCCAAGCUUAAAGAGACUUCAGAAAGUGCUUUGAAGAAACCAGUGGCAGACUGUGUGAUUUCAGUACCCAGUUUCUUUACUGAUGCUGAGAGAAGGUCUGUGAUGGCAGCUGCACAGAUUGCAGGAUUAAAUUGUCUGAAGCUGAUGAAUGAAACUACAGCAGUUGCACUGGCCUAUGGAAUAUAUAAGCAAGAUCUGCCAGCCUUGGAGGAGAAGCCAAGAAAUGUGGUCUUUGUGGAUAUGGGGCAUUCUGCUUAUCAGGUUUCAAUCUGUGCUUUUAACAAGGGAAAAUUGAAGGUCUUGGCUACUACCUUUGACCCGUUUGUAGGUGGUAGGAAUUUUGAUGAGGCUUUGGUAGACUACUUCUCUGAAGAAUUCAGGACAAAAUACAAACUGAAUGUAAAAGAGAAUCCUCGAGCCCUGUUACGAUUGUAUCAGGAAUGUGAAAAGCUGAAGAAGCUUAUGAGUGCAAAUGCUUCUGACCUUCCACUCAAUAUUGAGUGCUUCAUGAAUGACCUUGAUGUCUCCAGUAAGAUGAACAGAGCUCAGUUUGAGCAGUUGUGUGCUGCCCUUCUGUCCAGAGUGGAACCUCCUCUGAGAGCAGCCAUGGAUCAAGCUAAACUUCAGCGUGAAGAUAUCUACAGUAUAGAAAUAGUAGGUGGGGCUACUAGAAUUCCAGCAGUGAAGGAACAGAUCUCUAACUUUUUCUGUAAAGAGAUAAGCACCACGCUAAAUGCUGAUGAAGCUGUUGCAAGAGGCUGUGCCUUGCAGUGUGCAAUUCUUUCCCCAGCUUUUAAGGUCCGUGAAUUUUCCAUCACAGACGUUGUUCCUUAUUCUAUAACAUUGAGAUGGAAAUCAUCCUAUGAAGAAGGAACAGGGGAGUGUGAAGUCUUCAGUAAGAACCAUGCUGCUCCGUUCUCAAAAGUAAUUACUUUUCACAAGAAAGAGCCUUUUGACCUGGAAGCUUACUAUACACAUCCACAUGAAGUGCCUUAUCCUGACUCCAGAAUAGGGCGUUUCACUAUUCAGAAUGUUGGUCCCCAACACGAUGGUGACAAUUCCAAAGUGAAGGUCAAAGUGCGCGUCAACAUUCACGGCCUUUUCAGCGUGGCCAAUGCUUCUAUCAUCGAGAGGCAGAACGUCGAGGGAGAUCACAAUGAUACACCUAUGGACACUGAAUCAUCAAGUAAGAACCAAGGCAGAGAUGAAGAGCUGGAUAAAAUGCAGGUUGAUCAAGAUGAAGGUAUUCAGAAAAACCAAGCUGAACAGCAGAACCAAGCAGAUGAGGAAACUGAAAAUGCAGGAACUGAAAUAAAAGCUGCUUCAGGGGACAAGCAAGAUCAUCCAGCCCAGCCAAAGGCUAAAGCAAAAGUGAAGAGUAUUGACCUACCUAUACAGGCAACCCUUUAUAGACAACUGGGACAAGAUCUCAUUAAUUGCUAUAUAGAAAAUGAGGGGAAGAUGAUGAUGCAAGACAAGCUUGAGAAAGAAAGAAAUGAUGCUAAAAAUGCUGUUGAAGAGUAUGUGUAUGAUUUCAGAGACAAGCUGUGUGGAGUCUUUGAGAAAUUCAUCACUGAAGAAGAUUCAAAUAAGCUGACUUUGAUGCUGGAGGAUACAGAAAACUGGCUUUAUGAAGAUGGAGAGGACCAGCCAAAACAAGUGUACAUGGAUAAGCUUCAGGAAUUAAGAAAAUUUGGACAGCCUAUUCAGGAAAGAUACAUGGAACAUGAAGAGAGACCAAAAGUUUUAAAUGAACUGGGAAAGAAGAUUCAGCUCCUUAUGAAAGCAGUAGAAGCAUACAAAAACAAGGAUGAAAAGUAUGAUCACCUUGAUCCUGCUGAGAUGGAAAAAGUUGAAAAAUAUGUCAAUGAGGCUAUGAAUUGGUUGAACAGCAAAAUGAAUGCUCAGAACAAACUAAGUCUAACUCAGGAUCCAGUUGUCAAAGUGGCAGAAAUCAUGUCAAAAUCUAAGGAAUUGGAUAGCUUCUGUAAUCCCAUCAUAUACAAGCCCAAACCGAAGAUAGAACCUCCCAACGAUGGGCAGUCAAAAGCCAAUGGUGAACACAAUGGACCAGUGAACGGACAGAGCAGUGCUGAAACAAAACCUGAACCAGCGAAGGACAAUUCUCAGCAGACCAAACCCCCUGGAGAAAUGGAAGUGGACUAAACCUUGCAUUUAUUUUACUUAAUCAAAAUAGUGCAAGUAACCACAGGGUCCAUUCUUUUUGUCUGGUACACACCUCAGAUGUUCAGUUACUCUUAGCCAACUUCUGUCAUUUGUUGCUGAGUAGUUUUGGAAGUGUUUUAUAUUAAGUACACCUCUGAUGUUUAUUUCCACUGAUGCUGCUUAUGUGGAGCUUUAGCCAAAUGUAGAUUGUAUAAGUCAGUUUAAGCUUUCCCAAUAUAUUUUAUAUCAAACAUACAGAAUUGAUAUAUAAAUGGCAACAAUCUACCUUAUUUAAAGCUUUUCUUGUGGAUAAACCUCAGCUCCUUUAUUCAGGAAAGGAUACUGUAUUGCACUACUGAUGCUCAAGUGUAGAUCUAAUUGCAUCUUUAUUUUGGAAAAAUAUUGGAAUUGAAGUGGCAAAACUUGUCACUCGAAGCACUGACCUUUUCUAGUUAUUGUAUUGUUAUAAUUUAAAUAUUAAAAUAGAGGUUAGUUGGCAUACGUAGUCCAUCUUGUUGAUGUACCAUGAGAAUUGUAUGGUCUUUUCCAUAUAAAGUGAAUAAUACAAGCUUAAACAUGGUUUAGUUUCCCAUACCACUAAUAUGUUAGCUACAGAAUACUGGCAUAAUGGCUCUGCCUUGUGCUGAAAUCAUCCAAGGUCUCAGCACACAUUGCUGUACAUAAGGUACUCUGCUUAUGGUAGGAUGAUGCUAGUGGCAAUGGUAGGAAGUAUCCAAGGACUGUUGCAUAGCUUUGCCUUGAAAAUGUCUUACUGCACGUGUUACUAUGCCUGCUGCUUUUGUUUUGAAGGAAAUCUGUAUCUUGAUCACACCUUGAGCUGGGGAGGAGAAACAACAGAAACUGUGCUGCACGACCUGGAUAUUAGCACCCUGGGUUUGAGGUUGCGUCUGUGCUGUUAGUUGCAAACUUGAAAAUGCUGAGAGCUUAUUUAGGCCUUAAUACUCAGCACAUAAAUACUUUUGUCAUGGAUAGAAGCAAAAUACUUACAAACUGGAUAUUAUUACCCAAAGAUGGAAUCUACUUGAGAAACUUGCAUAGCUUACCGGUUACCUUUGGUCAUUAACUUCAUCAAAUGAAAAUGUCUGUAACAUACUACACAGCUGAGUCACUAUUUUUCUUUGAUACAUCUUGCAUAUUGUUGAGGUUCAGUGUCUGUGCGUACAUUCUGAAUGGUCCUGUCAGUCACUGAGGUGCUGAAGCACUUGCUCAAGCAAGUCACUUUGCUGCUGACUUGAAACAGCUCUUCCAUUACCAGCGCAGGACUGGGCUACUCUUGGCUGUGCAAAGUGUUUUCUAGGGGCAGCAUCAUUUGCAGCUGUAUAUAAACUGGCUCAAGUAGCCCAAGUGUUAGAAUUUCAUCUUCAUGACUGAUAGCAAGUGGCCAAGCUGCACAUACUUUACUAUUCCUACUCUACACAGUCAAUUGGGGAUGACUUAGCACCUUGAGUUGACAUAUUUGAAGUCCUUGAACAAAAACUGAGUGACCUUGAAUAAAACUGCAGCUACUCGCAACCUCAGUCUUGAAUUCUGCCACUGUAACCACUGGUGCUGGGCGGUGACUGCCUUUCAGUGUCCGUUAUCCUAGGUUUAAGUCAUACACGACUGAGCCAGCUUCAGUCCCAUAGGCUUUAACAACAUGAAUGCGUUGCUGGCCUCACUUCAGCAGUGUAAUGAAUGGCAUUCAUAAUUAUUGGCUUCUUAAAACCCAUCUGUACAGUAAUUUGUGUGGCAGACUUCCUGAUACUUGGCAGAAGAGCUCAACCAAUGGAAAUCUCCAGUAGCUAAAGGGUCAUGUGUAAGCCUUCUGCUGAUGGUCAUCAGAUGCUUAAUGCUAAAUUACAAAUGUUUGAGGCAGUUCUUGUGCAUAAAGGCUGGAAUAAUUCUACAGCAAGAUCAAAAGCAGAUGGGGUUAACACAAGUGACUAGAGUAGGGCUUUCUUAUUAGAAUAGGGGUUGUUGUUUUGUUGGGGUUUUUUCUGGGCAUCUGCUCCGUCUCAUAUCCCUGGUGAAGAGGAAUGAUAGUUGCAGACUGCCCAUAGCAACUGGCUGCUGAUAUGUUAAGAAUUCCAUUUGGAAAGGCCAAAUGGGCCUUCAAAGUUCUCGAGUACUUGCAAAAGCUAUGCACAACUUGAAGGGGAUGUUUUGUGUGUUGGACUCAAAAAGUGUUACCCUGUGGCUACCCUGACAGCACCAGACUGAGCAUCUUGCCACAUAAGUUUUGUUAGGGAACCAACAGUAGUACACUAUUCUGUGGGUUGUAUUUUAGAAGUGGGUAUUUGUUGUGAGUGUUUUACUUGAAACUUUUGUUGAGAGCAAGAUACAUUUCCAACAUUUGAAGAUACUCCUUCUAGCCCAUAAAAGGAAAAAGUGGGAAGCAACACUACCUUGCAGAGGCAGUGGAGUUUAGUUUAAGUAUUUCUGGUUGGUCAGGUUUUUCAGUCAGUCUACAACAUAAUGUACAAGUUUAGCUACCAAACAGCAUCUGUACUUCAGUUUUCUUUUACCAGUAGCAUCUUUCUUCAUUUCUUUAAGG
Messenger RNA from Dryobates pubescens (Downy woodpecker), 5296 nucleotides. It is a transcript of the gene HSPA4L, whose product is annotated as heat shock protein family A (Hsp70) member 4 like. The transcript is spliced from 19 exons. Gene Ontology annotation, biological process: protein folding. Lineage: Eukaryota; Metazoa; Chordata; Aves; Piciformes; Picidae. Gene Ontology annotation, molecular function: ATP binding; ATP-dependent protein folding chaperone. Bases 211 to 2742 code for a protein of 843 amino acids. Gene Ontology annotation, cellular component: nucleus; cytosol. The record is from RefSeq and is a predicted model, not a curated record.